AACAACCGACGCGACGCAGACACUAGAACGGAAACAGAACCAAGUAGUCGGAAGAGCGUGUAGUGAUCUAAUGUUAGCGCAGAGAAAGUGAUUGUAUUCUGAAAAUGUCAGCAACAGGGAGUUUUCAGUCAGUGACACAUGUGCUAUUCGACAUGGAUGGACUACUGUUAGAUACGGAGAGGCUCUACACAGUCUCGUUCCAGGAAAUAUGUGACCGUUUUGGAAAGAAAUACACAUGGGAGAUCAAGUCAUCAGUAAUGGGCAAAAAAGCACUUGACGCUUCACGUAUCAUUCGAGAUGCUCUGGACAUUCCCAUGACUCCCGAGGAACUUCUUUCUGAAAGUAGAAAAAUACAAGAAAGGAUAUUUCCAUCAGCCGAACUGAUGCCAGGUGUGGAAAAACUCAUCCAUCACCUGCACAGCCACAACAUCCCCAUGGCGGUGGCGACGAGCUCUGCGGGACUGACAUUCGAGAUGAAGACCAGCCGACAUAAAGACUUCUUCAGCCUCUUCAGUCACAUUGUGCUCGGAGACGACCCAGAUGUGAAGAAUGCCAAGCCGCAGCCAGACUCCUUCUUGGUCUGUGCCAGCAGAUUCAACCCUCCAGCUCCCCCAGAGAAGUGCCUGGUGUUCGAGGACGCGCCGAACGGUGUGCUGGCGGGCCGUGCAGCGGGAAUGCAGGUGGUCAUGGUCCCCGACGACAACCUGGACCGCAGCUUGACCAAGGAGGCCUUGCUGGUGCUGAGGACCAUGGAGGACUUCAAACCCCAACUCUUCGGCCUGCCCGCCUACAGCUGAGCUCACUGUCUGUGUGUGAUAAAGCCUUGUGCCAGCCAGCAGGUUAUUCUGCUCAACUUUUCUGUUGGGAUAACAAUUGGUUUAAUUUGGUUGUUCACCUGGGUUAAAUUGCGGAAUCGUUUUGGAUUCAAAUACUUGAUGAUUUACAGAUUUUGUCCGGUGUAUUGGAACUAAUGAAAUACUCUCAAAAAAUACAACCCACGCCUUCUGGUUCUCUUUCUUGGCUCAAUUACAUUAAUGGCAAUUGCACCAGGCAAGAUCAAUCGAGCACAAAAAAUCAUUUGAAUCCAAAGCGAUUAUUUAUUUGGCCCAUGUGUGUUGUUCACUAGGUUUAAUUUCUGUAUUACCUCAAAUCAAAUGUGGAUCAUUGUAAAACUUGUAAUUUUAAUUGUCAUUUUUACUUGAUGGUAAAUUGUAGUUGGUUGCAGAUCGUUGUACUCUGCCUUCACCAUUGAUCUGAUGUCUUAAGAUACACAUCCUGCUCCUGGCAGCUCCUGCGUACCUCAGAUGAACUCAUAAGACCUACAUCCCUGGGGUUCUACUCUAUAUGGGGCCACACUAUGGUAGUAUCCUGUAUAAAAUAGAACGCAUUAA
Conger conger (European conger) is the source of this 1391-nucleotide messenger RNA. It is a transcript of the gene pudp, whose product is annotated as pseudouridine 5'-phosphatase. Bases 105 to 797 code for a protein of 230 amino acids. The record is from RefSeq and is a predicted model, not a curated record. NCBI's taxonomy places the organism in Eukaryota, Metazoa, Chordata, Actinopteri, Anguilliformes, Congridae. The transcript is spliced from 4 exons. Gene Ontology annotation, molecular function: phosphatase activity.